UGAUAAUUGACACUUGAAGGAAGUGAAGUAAACAAACAGUAAACAGUGAUCUCUGUAGUAAAUAUACCAACAAUAUGAGCACACCGGGAUUUCCGCGAUUGUUUUACUCAAAAGAACCUAUUCCAACUACUACAAUAUUGAUAAAAAAUAAGAAUGAGUCCAACACUAAAACUCCAAAAAUAACUUGGAGUACUCGUGUUGUAAAUUUUGAGGAACAAGAUAAUUUUUCGACCAAUAAGAAAAUACUUGCCCCAUACUAUGACAAUGAUGAGGGUUUGUUAGAUUGUAUGGAUAUUGAAGACAAUUAUGAUAUACUCCCAACAAAAUCUGGGAAAUUCAAAACAAUUUUCCAUGUCCCAUCGGCUUUGUUGCCUGUGGUGGUUGGUCCUAAAGGUAGCAAGUUGAGGGAACUACAGGAAAUUACACAAACUUCAAUUAAAGUCCCUAGGGUUCAUGAAGUAGGAGUUCCUGUCAAAAUCACUGGUCAUAAUGAAAGAAGUGUAGCAUCAGCCCGCAAUCAAAUCACUUUACUUGUUCUAACUAAACGUGAAAAGUUUGCCAGUACCCAUUUUAUAUCAAUACCUGUGGAUUCCAAUGAUAUAAGAGCUAAUUUUGAAAAGUUUAAGAAAUCAAUACUGAAAGAUAAAAUUACAAGGGGUGUGGAUGAAAAUAUAUUCCAAAAUCCAAAUAAGCUUCAUAUGACUGUUGAAGUGUUGAGUUUACUAGAUCAAAUUGAAAUAGAACAUGCUAAACAGUUAUUGUCAGAUAAUGUUAGUGAAAUAAUCAGCACUCAUUUAGGCAAAGAUCAUUAUCUGUUCAGACUCAAGGGAAUUGAAAUUAUGAAUGAUGAUCCUAGUGAAGUGGAUGUUUUAUAUGCAAACGUUAAGAUGGACAAUCAGGAAGAUUUCAAUGACUUUCAGGAAGUUGUUGAUAAAAUAUCAAAUUUAUUUUAUAUUAAUGGUUAUGUGAGAAAGCACUAUGAACAUAUCAAGCUACAUGUAACUUUGAUGAAUUCAUUAUUUAGAAGAGAUGAAAACAAAAGUAGAAAAACUUUUGAUGCUUCAUUUAUUAUAGAUAAAUAUAGAGAUUAUGACUUUGGAACUGCAGUUUUGAAGUCAAUCGAUUUAUCCAUAAGAUUUACUACAGCAGCGACUGGUUAUUAUAAUUCAGAAAUAUCUAUACCUUUACAGGCAUAAUAGAAAUAAAAAAUUUA
Coccinella septempunctata (seven-spotted ladybird) is the source of this 1213-nucleotide messenger RNA. RefSeq names its product activating signal cointegrator 1 complex subunit 1-like. The transcript has 6 exons. The record is from RefSeq and is a predicted model, not a curated record. Gene Ontology annotation, molecular function: RNA binding. Gene Ontology annotation, biological process: regulation of DNA-templated transcription; DNA alkylation repair. The coding region runs from base 75 to 1196 and encodes 373 amino acids. Gene Ontology annotation, cellular component: nucleus. Lineage: Eukaryota; Metazoa; Arthropoda; Insecta; Coleoptera; Coccinellidae.